This is a messenger RNA of Mucor mucedo, 351 nucleotides long. RefSeq lists its product as uncharacterized. Lineage: Eukaryota; Fungi; Mucoromycota; Mucoromycetes; Mucorales; Mucoraceae. The transcript is spliced from 2 exons. Bases 1 to 351 code for a protein of 116 amino acids. Gene Ontology annotation, biological process: regulation of transcription by RNA polymerase II. The record is from RefSeq and is a predicted model, not a curated record. Gene Ontology annotation, molecular function: DNA-binding transcription factor activity, RNA polymerase II-specific; RNA polymerase II cis-regulatory region sequence-specific DNA binding.
AUGAGUAGUAGCACAGAGGACGAUGAAGAUGUCAUCCAUCAAGGCACAAAGCGAAAAGCCUCCUAUUCGGGCGAUCAAGAUCAUAACGACGAAAAACGCAGAAAUUUUCUGGAAAGAAACCGCCAAGCUGCCCUGAAAUGUAGACAGAGAAAAAAGCAAUGGUUGACAAAUCUUCAAGAACGAGUCGAGUAUUUGACCAAUGAUAAUGAGCAAUUACAGAUGCAAGCCAAUGUGAUGAGAGAUGAAGUGUUGAGUCUUCGAAGGUUACUGAUGGUUCAUAAAGAUUGUCCCAUGACUGUACAACCACCCAUGUAUAUCGUGUCAACCACAACAGCAGCAAAACUGACUUAA